Messenger RNA from Hyaloscypha bicolor E, 852 nucleotides. RefSeq lists its product as uncharacterized. NCBI's taxonomy places the organism in Eukaryota, Fungi, Ascomycota, Leotiomycetes, Helotiales, Hyaloscyphaceae. The transcript is spliced from 2 exons. The record is from RefSeq and is a predicted model, not a curated record. Gene Ontology annotation, biological process: regulation of DNA-templated transcription. The annotation marks the transcript as partial.
AUGGCGGAACUGGGCGCGAUCGCCAGUAUCGUGGGCAUCGCGGCUGCGGGUGCACAAUUGUCCAUGGCCCUUUUCGAAUUUGGCUCAACAGUCGGUUCUGCACGUUCCGAAGUGAAUCAGAUCGCGAUUGAGAUAUCCCAAUUUAGCCCUGUACUGAAACAGCUUCAUUCUACGCUGACCAAAGCAAAGGCUCGUCGAUAUUCCAUCAGCGCGAUUGCUACAACGCAGGAAAUCUUGAAGCGAUGCCAGGAAAUCUUCAGAGAGAUCGAAGAUAUUGUACAGCCGUUGCAAAAGAGCGCUGGGAAAUCGAAGGAGCCGCCUGUGGAUGUGGUAGCUCGUGUCAAAUGGACGUUCAAACGCUCUAAGGUUCAGGUAUUGCAGAAGACGCUGGAGUCGAGCAAGAGUACACUUCAGCUCAUGCUAUUGGUUCUAGAUAUAGGUCGGAAAACGGCGAGUCCUAGGGCUUCGACCAUUGAAGAGCAGCUCGAAGACGAGCAAGGACAAGCUGUGAUUCAAGGCUUGAUCACUGCACGUCAAUGUACCGUCGAUCAGCUCGAAAUACUCGAGAACGAAGCUGAGGCACAGAACGCCGAGCAAGAUGAUUCGAUUCCAGAAGCUCGAUCUUCAGAGGUGGAAGUAAUGCAAAUCAGAACCGGGAACGGAGAAACGGUGAUCAGUGAUGGGAGCGCGCAAAAGAGAUCAACGGAAAGUAAACGAGCUUCGGUGUGGGUCAGCAAUCUGAUUUUCAACAACAACCCUCUACCCUCUGGAUUUCGUCGUAAUACAUGGGGCGAUACUAUAUCAGCACCUACUAUCGCAUCACAAGCUCGCUACCUAGUCCAAGAAUGGACA